Wallemia mellicola CBS 633.66 is the source of this 1206-nucleotide messenger RNA. RefSeq lists its product as hypothetical. The record is from RefSeq and is a predicted model, not a curated record. Lineage: Eukaryota; Fungi; Basidiomycota; Wallemiomycetes; Wallemiales; Wallemiaceae. Bases 159 to 1130 code for a protein of 323 amino acids. The transcript has 3 exons.
GAGCAGCAAAAAAUAGAGUGAACGAGGAGGAGGACCUCCGCAGGCAACAAAACAGACAAGCUCAGCGGGAAUUUAGACUGAGGAAACAGAGAGAGAAGGAGGAGCUCAAAGCGAGGAUAGAAUUCCUGGAGAGGGAUCCCGAUCAACAGUCCCAGCUAAUGACGAAAGUAGCCCGGGAAUUGUACGCCGAGAAUAACCGUCUGAGGGCUCUUGUUCAGUCGCUGAGCACUUUUAUAGGAAAAGGCGCAGGAUCCAGUUUGAGUGGUUUAGGAUUAAGCCAGUCACAAAUAGACAACUUGAACAGCUAUUCACAAGUCGACCAAGAAGUCGAUCUUGGCUUUGAAAUGUACAUGCAGAACAGAACAAAAGAGAACGAGGCUUCAAUCGGUAGUAAAAGACCGCGCUACAGUCUUUCAAACCACUCACAAUCCAGCGCGAGUCCUAGUAAUCAUCCCCACCCGGGUUUGAACAUUCCGAAUGGGAAUAACGAACUGGCUUUUAAUCUGCAAAACCUAUUAAACGAGAACCUAAGUUCAUCGACAAAACCACCCUCAGUUAAUGCUUUACCGACUGGUACUGACACACCGCCAGCCGAUUUCCAGAGUGAGUGUUUGUCACUGGUGAACAACCAGGGUUCGAAGUUUAACAAAGUUCCUGGCGAGGAGAGUACAAUUUUUAGCUUUGCUAAUAGCCUCAAGCAUUAUAGUUCAUCGAAAAUGGUUCAAGCUGCUCAGCUCAUUGAAUACAAUCUGAAUAAUUUCAGAGCAGAUCAGAGUUACCAUCUUCCGCCAUCACUCAAGCCUACUAUCACUCAGAGAACUGUACCACAUGACAACUUAAUUGACGGCAUUAUAUUUUCUAAUCUUCGCGAUAAACUAAUACUACAAGAAUCCAAAGUCGAUUUGAGGAGGUUUAUGCGAAUAUUGCUAACAAACACUAUUAUACAUGGGGAGGAUGUACUUAAUUGGGAAAAUUGGGAACUAGGUGAGGAAUUUUGUCAGAAUUACUGGUUCCUGAUGGAUGCCCAGAUGCUAAAUGUAACGAAUAAAUGGCGCAACGAACGCGGUGAAUCGUUACUUCAACGACCUGCAGAUUUUGUCGAAGAAGUAAACGAUUUGUCUCCCCUAUAAAGCAUACCAGUACCUUGGCUAAUUUAUUUAUAUCUUGUACAUUUCUUUUACACACAUGGAUUAUUAGGAAUGCGAA